Messenger RNA from Rotaria sp. Silwood2, 3066 nucleotides. The record is from the annotation of a GenBank genome assembly. Lineage: Eukaryota; Metazoa; Rotifera; Eurotatoria; Philodinida; Philodinidae.
AUGGAAAACGAAACUUUACAGCGCCGUUCAACGGCUACAAUCAAGAAUAUGGGAAUAAAUUCUUAUCCUACAUUUGGCGCUCAAGGUAAUCUUACUGACGACAAAUUAACUAUUUUACCUGUACUACAAGAUACACACUGUAUUACUCAAGAACAACGUAUAUUCUACGACGAACAGUUAUCCUCAAGUAACCACACAACGAUGAAUUGGGAUAUGGAAGCUAAUUAUAUAUGUCCAUCAGUUGUACAUCAUUCUUCAAAUAAUAAUUAUAUACAUUUAACUGAAUGUGUUUUACAAACAAAUCCAUCGACAACAGUUAUUCAAAAUACACAAACAAUGAAACUAAAUGAUGAUGAAAUACAACAAGAUGCUAUUGUUAAUGCAACACAACAAUCAUCGACAAUUAAUGUUGGAACAACAAAACAAAAUUUUUCAAAUUUCACUAAUACAGAUCUCAAUGGUUCAAAAGUUAUUCGUCUCGUUCGUGCUAAACAAGCAACUAAACGUAAAUCAAGUUUAGAUACAUUAAUUGAAGUUGUACAAAAAGAAUUACUUCGUGUAAAUGGUCAAUCAAAUUCAACUUCACCAUCAUCAUCACCUCCUCAUUAUUCUCAAACACGUCCAUCAACAUCAUCAAAACAAUUGCAACAACAACAACAAGCACAACCACAUCGAUCAAUAAUAUCAUCUGUAUUACCAUCAUCACAUCCAAGUUCAUUAACAUCUCAAUCAAAUCAUUCAUUUAAAAUAGCACGUAAACGAACAAAUCAUCAUUUAAAUAAUACAAAACGAAUACCAUCGAAUCGACAUCGAAGUAAAUCAUUUAAUAAUAAUGAUGAUUUUACAGAUGAUAUCGAUUUUAUGGAUGAUGAUGAUAUUAAUAAUAAUCAUCAUGAACAACAACAACUAGAACAACGACAACAAUUAAAUGAAUCUAUGGAUGAUGAUAUUAUACAAUCAUCAACAGAAAAUAUUGAAGAUAUUGUUCGUGAAACUGUUGAUAAACUUGUUGCGAUAACACUACUUAAUAAUGCACCAUUUAUUGUUAAUAUGAUUACGGGUACCCCCGGUAAUACUACCAAUAUGAAUAAUGAAUCGAAACCAUUGACAAAUAUUGUUAAUACAAAUACUACAUCUGCAAUAAAACCUAUUUCGACAACAUCCUCAUCGGAUUAUUAUCGUAAUGAUCUUGCAUUACUCUCAUCAACUGCAAGUGAAUUACGAAAUUCCAUGCAACAAGCAUCACCUAUAAAACAACAACAGCAAAUGAUUCUACAACCAACAACAUCUACAACUAUUCAAACAAAUUCUUCAAUUAUUCCAACUGAACAAAUUAAAUCUUCAACACCAACAUUAUUUGUUACUCCACCACGUAUAUUAAAUCUGCAAACAGUUGUACCAAAACCAACAACAAAUAUUCAAAUUGGUAAUACAAAAAUUAUUCUUGUAUCAUCAUCAACAAAUCUUCCACCACCACCUCAACAACAACAACAAUGUCUUGUUAAUAAUAGUCCAGUUAAAUUAGUUAAAUUAACUUCAGCAUUACCAAAAAAUGUUCAAAUUGUAAUACCAUCGCGAACAUCUAAUGAAUCUCUUUCGACAACAAUUCAUCCAUUAACAACUUGUUCUAUUGAUCAAAUACCUCAAGCAGCACAAGAAGUAACUAUAACAACAUCACCAAAUUUAAAUAAACUACGUCGACGUUCAUCAAGUACAACACCAACAGAUAAACCUGUUGGUAAAAUUUUACGACCAAUUGCUAAAGUUCUUCCUGUAUAUUCACCGAAUAAUAGUAAUCAUACAACUAGUUUAUCAUCGACUAUAGCAACAAGUCCAAGACAUGAUGAAAUAACUAAACCAAUGGCAAUUAAUUUUCAACAACGACCAGCAUCAACACAUGGUCCAAUGAUUUAUCGAAUGACAUCGGUGAAUUCAAAUGUACCUGUUUUUCGUGUACGAGCAACAACAGCUCCGACAACUUCAACAAUCAAUACUGAUGCAAAACCAAUAUCAGUUGCUACCACUACAAGCAUGUGUUAUGAACCUAAACAAACGCAUAAUACAACGACAACAAGUGGAUCAGUUUCUGUACUUGCUUGCUUUAAAACAACAAAGAAAAGAAAUAAGGAACGAGCUAUUAUGCCACGUCCAAGCACAACGGAUUCUCUUGAUACUUCUCAUGAUUUACAACAACGAUUAAAUACUAUAACAACUAAUAAUUUAUCAACAUCAACUACUACAAAUGUGCCUUUAACAAUUAAUAAUCAUACUACAACAGAUGAUUUAACAAAUGGUAAUUCAACUAUUUUUUCAUCAUCUGAUUAUCGUCAACAAUCAACAUCAACACGUCUUAUACAACAAUAUAAUUUACCAAGAACACAUUUGGAUAAAACAUCAUCCAAUAUACAUUUAUUAUCAACACAGCAACAUAAUGAUUCAACAAUAUCAUCAUAUGACCUUAAUAUAUCAUCUCCAAAUAGUAUUCCAAUAAAACGUUGUAGUUCAAUACAAUUAAAUAAUAAUUCAAAUUCAAUUAAAACAAUUACAACUCCAUUAAUAUCCCCAAUAAAAUCAUUAUGUUCAACAUCAAAUAUACGACCAUUAAUGGAAGAUAAAUGUAUUCAAUGUAUUGAUGAUAAUGAGAACAGUACAGAACAUAAUGAACAAUUAACAAAAAGUAAUAUAUUAAAGAAACGAAAUGGACAAUCUCAUGAUGAUAAUAAUUCAUCUAGUGAUGAAAGUUGGACAGUAGCGGCUGACACUCUUCUUCGUAAUGUACUAUCACAAUAUGGUUUUCGUUUUCUGGAUGUUAAUUGUCAACAAAAUUUAUUAGCUAAAUUUGAUAUUAUUCAAGCUAAUCUUGUUAGUGGUAUGAUAUCAUCAAAAGAUGAAUUCUAUAAAUCAGUUCAUGAUAUAAAAGAAACAUUACUUAAAAAUGGUCUAUCGAAAAUAUCUGCUGAUAAUCUAGAAAAAUUAUUUAAUUAUUUUGAACUUGAAUAUCCAAAAAUCCGUGAUGGUGAUUCAAUUAUUCGAACAAAUGAUCGGAAACGAACACGACGACAAUAG